Botrytis porri is the source of this 657-nucleotide messenger RNA. RefSeq lists its product as uncharacterized. The transcript is spliced from 5 exons. Lineage: Eukaryota; Fungi; Ascomycota; Leotiomycetes; Helotiales; Sclerotiniaceae. The coding region runs from base 1 to 657 and encodes 218 amino acids. The record is from RefSeq and is a predicted model, not a curated record.
AUGAUGAUCUCUAACAACCAUGGCGCAAGUGUUCCUCCUCGACAAUCCGAUCCCGUGACCUUCACAGUAGACGACGAACAAAAAGUGAGAACAGCCCGAAAAGACUACAUCGAGGUUGCCCGAUUUCUCUUUGGAGAUAACUGGCGGUUUACAAAGAAAAUCCUCACCUUCGUCGUUGACUCUGGAAAUAUCUUCAAUUUAUACUUAACCACACCUAAUGCCCCAGAGUUGUUAAGGAUUGAUCAACUUGAUGACUCUAUUCGUCCAUUCGUUGCAGAGCUCCGACACCUUGACUUUGUCAACACAGUCUGGAGCGAUCACCCUUCUGCGGCCGAAGAUAUAAAGGGGCCCGCAACAUACCCUCCCAGAGUGAUCAAAUUAAUGAAGGUACUUUACGACGAUGCUCAGUGGGAAUACACAAAGCUCGCUCUUGAGUGGGGCUUUGAUCGAACGAAUUACACAAGAACAAAAAAUUUUGCGGCAGAAGAAGUAAAUAGCAUUUUGCGUAGUUAUCUUGACGAGAGUUGUUUCGAUAUCAAUGAGGCUGAUGUGGAAGCCACAUUGGAUAUUGUGCAGGCUUGGGAUUACUAUAUGUCAUGUAAUGGAGACAAAAUUUCCAAAUUCUUAGAUGAUAUCGGGGAUGUUGAUCAAGAUUAG